Mus pahari (shrew mouse) is the source of this 3371-nucleotide messenger RNA. RefSeq names its product LDL receptor related protein 11 (gene Lrp11). The transcript is spliced from 7 exons. The record is from RefSeq and is a predicted model, not a curated record. Gene Ontology annotation, molecular function: protein binding. Bases 255 to 1700 code for a protein of 481 amino acids. Lineage: Eukaryota; Metazoa; Chordata; Mammalia; Rodentia; Muridae.
AGGCUCCGCCCCGCCGCAGCCGCUGUCCGCACGCCGGUGCUGAUCCACGCAGAGGCCGCUCGUCGCCCCGGUGCGCUUCCGCGGCCCGAGCGCAGGCAGAAGCCCCGAGAAAGCUCGCAGCCUGGUAGCAGGGCCAGGGCGGCGCCGAGUCCGGCCGAGUCCGGCCCGCGAUGCCUCUCGAAGCCAGCACGCUCGCCGCCUCCGUGAAGCAGCCAGGCCCCGGGGCCGCCGAGCUCUGAGGCCGCUCUCGUGCCAUGGCCGCCCGGGGAGGACCGGGCCCCGGCGUCCGGCACCGCGCGCUCCGCGGGCUGCUGCUGCUCUGCUUCUGGCUACCCGGCGGCCGGCUCGGGGAGCCCGCCGCUCCGCCGUCCGGAGUGGAUAGGUUGCUUCAGGACUUUCGCCGGCAGCUACAACGGGCACGGCCUCGCGAGGAGCUGGAGCCGGAGCUGCUGGGCGGUCCGCGGGAGGAUUGCCCGGGUGCGGUCGGUACGGCGGUCUACCGGGCGGUGCCCGAUACCAUCAUCCGCACCCAGGACUCCAUCGCGGCGGGAGCCAGCUUCCUGCGCGCACCCGGGAGCGUGCGGGGUUGGCGGCAGUGCGUGGCGGCCUGCUGCUCCGAGCCGAGCUGCUCGGUGGCGGUGGUGCAGCUACCCCGGGGGCCCAGCGUGCCCGCACCCAUGCCCGCGCCCCGCUGCUACCUGUUCAACUGCACGGCGCGCGGCCGCAGCGUCUGCAAGUUCGCGCCGCUCCGCGGGUACCGCACUUACACCCUCAGUCGCGCCGGGGACGCCGGAAUCCCUCCCAGGCCAGAUGAGGACGAGCCUCCCAUUAGCAAGGCUGGGAAGGAUGUGGUUUUACAUCUGCCCACAGACGGGGUAGUUCUAGAUGGUCGAGAAAGCACAGACGACCACGCCAUUGUCCUUUAUGAGUGGACGCUGCAGCAGGGUGACCCAUCGUCAGUGGACAUGAAGGUGCCUCAGCCAGGAACCCUGAGGCUGUCCAACCUGAAGGAAGGAGCCUACGUCUUCCAGCUGACUGUGACCGACUCCGUGGGUCACAGAAGCUCCGACAAUGUCUCUGUGACUGUGCUUCCCAGGCUCCACUCCACGGGAGGAUGCUCCAGUGCUUGCUCGCGCUACCAUUUCUUCUGUGACAGUGGCUGCUGCAUUGACAUCGCCUUGGCUUGUGAUGGCGUGAGGCAAUGUCCCGAUGGGUCUGAUGAAGACUUCUGUCAAAACUUGGCUCUUGACCGCAAGUUGGUGGCACACACAGUGGCUACUUCUGCCCAGCCAGGAGCCACAGGAUUAAGUGAAGGUGAAGGAGACCCCAGGUUGGAAAAAUCCCAGAGAGCCACUACCCACAACCAACCAGCUACUGUAUCCCACCCAGAGAAGCGGAUCCACUCUACCCAGAAGGCGCCAGAGAGUCAGAUCAAUCCUGUCCAGCCAGACAGUAAUUCCUCAGGAAAGAACCAAGAAGAAGGAAAUUACGAUCUCAAGUCCAAGAGUGGCCAAGCGCGAGGGGAGCACCCGGCCCCGGAAGCAGGUGCGGUGCUACCUCUGGCAUUAGGUCUGGCCAUCACUGUUUUGUUGCUCCUCAUGGUGACAUGCCGACUCCGACUGGUGAAGCAGAAACUUAAGAAAGCCCGUCCCAUUACAUCCGAGGAAUCUGACUACCUCAUCAAUGGGAUGUAUCUGUAACAGUUAUUUAAGCAGCUCUGGGCAAGGGUGGGUAUCACUCAAAAUCUGUUCUUUGGGUUCUAUCAUUAAGACGUUUUGUUUUAAACUGUGCUAGAAGACAGUGCAAACACAAACCUUGACUUAUCAUGAAAUCAUUUCCCUGGGAUGUACGAUGUCUUCAAAGGUAGAGAGGAAUUCAUAAGACUGAAGCUUAUUUGCUGAGACAGAAAAUCAGCAUGUCCCUAGGUGACAGAUGGAAGUCCUGCCUUUUAUUUGUGAGGCCCCUAGCAGCUUUCUUGUCUUCUGGCUCUCUUCUCUCCACUGAGUUCUCCACUUUCUUUUCCUUUGCCAAAUGCCUCUGAAAAGGGAUCUUAAGUGACUCUACCCUCAGUAAGAUGUUACCAAUGGCAGGUCUGUCUGGAUGUUAUAAGCAUUCUGCAUAGAUCAGUGAUGACCCACAGGGGAGGAAUAUGGGUUCUCCACCCGGCCCCACCCUAUGCUUCUGACUUCAGGCCAUGGUGGUAACUGCCACAUCUGACUGACCUUAGAAGAAUCCCUUUUGGCCAGGGGCAGCUGUAGGUGGUUAUGAAAUGAGAGCAAGCUGGCAGCAGAGGAGAGGGACCUGGCAGGCAAAAGCAAAUAGAAUCCCAGCCAUGGGAUACGUGAGGACAAUCUGUUCAAUGCUGCUCCAUGGAAUGGAGCGGUGUGGCUGCUUUACAUGUGCACUGGUUUUCAACAUGAGCCUUUCUGAUGAAAAACGUGCGAGUUAUCAGUCCAAACGGUGAUGUCUGGGUGUUUGUAAACAUGUUGCCAUGUCCAGGUAUCACAGGCUUUUCAAUGGAAUGAGCCCGGAUGCUUCCCUUCGUGUGUCUUGCAGGGUUGGAGGUGGGACCCAAGAGCCUGGUUGGGCUAGACAAGUGCUCUACCACUGAUCUAUACCCUAGCCCUCACUGUUCUUUAUGUUAUUAAAAUGUUAUAAUGUACAAUCAGCUAAUGUCAGGGUGUAUUUCCAGAGCAGAAAGCACUUUUGCACAAAUUCCCCUUUGCAGGAAACUAACACCCAGUUUAACAUCUUUAAGUUUGUAGACAGUAAAGGCAGACCUUCCCAUCACCACUUAGUGCCAGCUUGUAUACGCUAGAGGUUACUCUGCGGGGACUGCAGUGUGGUGCCUGUUUAUAGUCAUGAUGUUCCUAGUUUCUUUACCCUAAGUGGCAAACGUUACAAAACACUGAAAAACACUGUAGUCUCAUUAGUUUAGACUCAAUAUAAAGUAGGUGGUUCCUUUAACGAGGGGUUUGAUUUGGGUGCGGGAGUAUAACCUAUAGAAAUGCAUUCAUCAAAGGGUAGUUCUAGGAAAACAGAUGUUUGCUUUUCUCUCCUGAGACUCUAACUCCAGCCUCUUACUAUUUAGAGCUCAUCACUGGUGUAAAUGUUACAGUAGCAGUCUGAGAGAUGAAUGUUGAGUGAACUUACCUACACUCUGUGAUGCUGUGCGGCUCAUUUUCAUAGAGGUCACCUAUAGCCAUACCCAGUAAAUAGAAACUGAUAAGGCAUGUUUCUUUCUGCACAUCUUUUAUAUACACAGAAGCUAACUACAAUCUAGUACUGCUACUGUUUUGAAGUACUUGAGAAAAGAUGCCUUGUAUGUACCAGUCCUUUAAUAAACUAUUUUAUUCUUAAGCCUUUAAAAA